UCAUCUCAACAACUUGGAACAGAUCAUCAAUGUUACAGUUAGUUCAGCACUUGAUGCAACUCCAAAGUCGAAGCAGGACCACUCAUCAAUCCUUCACAUGAACCAUGUUCUUCCAUCUGAUUUGUACGGUGCUGCCGGGCCUGUGCAGUUAUCUCUCUGUGUCGACAGCUACCAUUUCUUAUCCAAAAACCCUGCCAUGUGAUGUCAAUGAGACCAACAACGGGAGUGUGGUGAAGGUAGACUGCACUGAGAGAAACCUCAAAGAUAUCCCCUUCGGCAUCCCCAGAGACACUACCAAUCUGACGCUCACCAUCAAUCAUAUACCUAGAUUAAACUCCACCUCUUUUCACGGGCUGGAGAACCUGACUGAGAUUGACAUGAGGUGCAACUGUGUGCCCAUCAAAAUUGGUCCCAAGGACCGUGUGUGCACCGAGAGUGUGACAAUAGAGGAAGAUACUUUCACCAACCUGAGGAAUCUUCAAGCCCUGUAUCUCGAUGGAAAUCAGCUCUACAGUAUACCUAAAGGCCUGCCACCCAAUCUGAUCCUGCUGAGUCUGGAAGUCAAUCACAUUGUUAAGAUUUCUAAAGCAAACCUCACAGCGAUUAGAAAUAUCCAGAUGCUUUAUCUGAGUCAAAACUGCUAUUAUCGUAAUCCGUGUAAUGAUUCCUAUAAAAUAGAGGCCGAUGCAUUUUUACAGCUUAGCAAUUUAACAUUGCUAUGUCUUAAGUCAAAUAAUUUAUCCUUUAUCCCACAUCAGCUCCCAGCAAGUCUGAAGGAGUUGUAUCUCUACAACAAUAACAUUCCAAAAGUCACUGAUGAGGAUUUCAAAAACUUAACAAACCUUGAGAUUCUAGAUAUAAGCGGAAACUGUCCUCGGUGUUACAAUGCUCCUUUCCCAUGCAUCCCUUGCCCAAAUCACUCACCUCUUAAUAUCAGCGGGGAAGCUUUUAAAAUGUUGACAAAGCUUCAGACACUCAGGCUGCACAGUAACUCCCUGACAUUUCUGCUACCAGAGUGGUUUGCCACCACAACAGAGCUGAGAGAGCUUGAUCUCUCAUCAAACUUUUUAGCAAUAGACAUAGGAGUCACCAGAUUCCCACUUUCUCUGAGCAAACUAGAAGAACUUGACCUUUCAUUCAACUAUGACCUUCAGAAGUACCCCCAAACACUGAGACUGAGCUGCAGUUUCGCCAACCUCAAAUCCCUUCGAGUUCUCAGACUAAAGGGCUUUGUGUUUCAGCAGCUAAAGCCAGAGAGCAUUGCUCCUCUAAAACAUCUAAAAAACUUGGAGGUUGUGGAUCUUGGUACAAACUUUAUUAAAAUGGCAAACCUUAGUAUUCUAAUGGAAUUAAAAAGCUUUAAAAUAAUCAGUCUGUCUGACAACAAAAUAUCUUCCCCCUCUGAUGGCCAGGAUGCUGUUGGUUUCUCUGAAGGAGAGCCUUUGCAAUGGUCUCCCAUGCCAGCUUCCGCUCCUUACCAAAGUAAGGAAGUGAGAGAGAUCCAUUACUUCAGAUAUGAUGAAUAUGCACGCAGCUGCAAAUACAAAGACAAAGAACUCGGGGUUGUCACAUCUUUUGUCAAGAAGCAAUGCCGUGAGUUUGGCAAAACCCUGGAUGUGAGCAGAAACAACAUAUUCUUCUUGCAUUCAAGAUUUUUAAAUCUUGGGGAGCUGAGAUGCCUCAAUUUGUCUGGGAAUGCGAUGAGCCAAAGUCUGAAUGGCUCUGAAUUCACCUAUCUGACUAAUUUAAAGUACCUGGACUUCUCGUCAAAUCGCCUGGACCUACUCUAUUCCACUGCAUUUCAAGAGCUGAAAAGUCUGGUCAUCUUGGAUAUCAGUAAUAACAACCACUAUUUUGAGUCAGAAGGCUUGACUCACAUGCUUAAUUUCACAAGACAUUUGAAAUAUCUCAAGGUACUGCUGAUGAACCACAACAAGAUCUCAACUUCCACCAACACAGAAAUGGAGAGUCAAUCUCUAGAGAGGUUAGAGUUCAGAGAUAAUCGGUUAGAUCUGAUGUGGAGAGAUGGGGACACCAGAUAUUGCAAUUAUUUCAAGAAACUAAGUAAUCUAACUGUGCUCGACAUAUCACAUAACAAUCUCAAUUUCAUUCCCGAACAAGUAUUCAAUGGUUUACCAGACAAACUGUCUGAGCUGUACAUCAAAAACAACAUAUUAAAAGAGUUUGAUUGGAAGAAACUACAACUUCUGCAUUCUUUGCAAGUACUUGAUCUAAGUGGGAACAGUUUAACUAAGGUUCCAGGCAUGCUGUCAAACUGUAGCCAAUCUCUCCAGAAGCUCAUUUUACAUAAAAAUCAUAUCGUAGAGCUCAGUCAAGAUUUCCUUAAGGAUGCAUACAACUUGAAAUAUCUGGAUCUUAGUUUCAACAGCAUACAGCACAUUGACAAAUCUAGCUUUCCAGACGAUGUAGUUGAUCAGAUGUCCAUGUUGCUGUUGGACAACAACAAAUUUCUGUGCACUUGCAAUGCCACUUGGUUCAUCUCAUGGCUCAACAGGACUACAGUGUCCAUUCCCAGACUGGCCACAGAUGUCACCUGUGACAGUCCAGGGGCACAAAGAGGACAUCCUAUCAUCUCUGUGGACCUGCUGGCCUGCCAGCACCACUACUUGUCAAUCAUCCUCUACAUCCUCAUGACUUCCCUUGUCCUCAGCUUCCUCACCUUGUCUGUCUCCAGCCACCUCUUCCUGUGGGACGUUUGGUACAUCUACCACUUCUGUAGAGCCAAGCUUAAAGGCUACAUGCACCUGUAUUCCCAAAGCUCUGUCUAUGAUGCCUUUGUGAUAUAUGACAAAGAGGAUCCUGCAGUGUCAGAGUGGGUGAUGAGGGAAAUGUGCGUCCACCUGGAGGAGCGCGGAGAUCGUUGCCUGACACUAUGUCUGGAAGACCGGGAUUGGAUACCUGGAUGUCCCUUAAUCGACAACCUUUCCCAGAGCAUUCACAAGAGCAAGAGGACCGUCUUCAUCCUCACCAGCAGAUACAUUAAAAGUGGCAACUUCAAGACGGCUUUCUACAUGGCCCAUCAAAGGCUAAUGGAUGAAAAGGAUGAUGUUAUCAUACUGAUCUUCUUAGAGAAACUGCAGUGCAAUUCAAAGUACUUGAGAUUAAGGAAGAGACUGUACAAGCGGUCUGUCUUGGAGUGGCCAACAAACCCUCAAGCUCAGCCAUACUUCUGGUUCACUCUCAGGAGUGUAUUGGCAACAGAGAGUCACAAACAAUACAACAAUCUCUUCAAAGAGACUCUGUGAAUCUAGAAAUAAAUUGUCAU
Labrus bergylta (ballan wrasse) is the source of this 3286-nucleotide messenger RNA. RefSeq names its product toll-like receptor 7 (gene tlr7). Gene Ontology annotation, cellular component: plasma membrane. Gene Ontology annotation, biological process: toll-like receptor signaling pathway; canonical NF-kappaB signal transduction; defense response to virus. The record is from RefSeq and is a predicted model, not a curated record. NCBI's taxonomy places the organism in Eukaryota, Metazoa, Chordata, Actinopteri, Labriformes, Labridae. Gene Ontology annotation, molecular function: pattern recognition receptor activity; protein binding.